AUGGCUCAAGUUGCUACCUUCAAGUUAGUUUUAGUCGGUGACGGUGGUACCGGUAAGACCACUUUUGUCAAGAGACAUUUAACAGGUGAAUUUGAAAAGAAGUACAUUGCUACUUUGGGUGUUGAAGUUCAUCCAUUGGUAUUCCACACUAACUUUGGUGAAAUCAAGUUUGAUGUCUGGGAUACUGCUGGUCAAGAGAAGUUUGGUGGUUUAAGAGAUGGUUACUACAUCAAUGGAGACUGUGGUAUUAUCAUGUUUGAUGUUACUUCCAGAAUUACUUACAAGAAUGUUCCAAACUGGCACAGAGAUUUGGUUAGAGUCUGUGAAAACAUUCCUAUUGUCUUGUGUGGUAACAAGGUUGAUGUUAAGGAAAGAAAGGUUAAGGCUAAGACCAUUACAUUCCACAGAAAGAAGAACUUGCAAUAUUACGAUAUCUCCGCCAAGUCUAACUACAACUUUGAAAAGCCAUUCUUGUGGUUGGCUAGAAAGUUGGUUGGUAACCCAUCUUUGGAAUUUGUUGAAACCCCAGCUUUGGCUCCUCCAGAAGUUACUGUUGAUCAUGAAUUGAUGCAAAAGUAUCAACAGGAAAUGGAACAAGCUACUGCUUUGCCAUUGCCUGAUGAAGAUGAUGCUGAUUUGUAA
This is a messenger RNA of Lizanozyma spartinae, 642 nucleotides long. RefSeq names its product Ran GTPase (gene GSP1). Gene Ontology annotation, cellular component: cytoplasm; nucleus. Gene Ontology annotation, biological process: protein import into nucleus; ribosomal subunit export from nucleus. Gene Ontology annotation, molecular function: GTPase activity; GTP binding. The transcript has a single exon. The coding region runs from base 1 to 642 and encodes 213 amino acids. The record is from RefSeq and is a predicted model, not a curated record. NCBI's taxonomy places the organism in Eukaryota, Fungi, Ascomycota, Pichiomycetes, Serinales, Debaryomycetaceae.